Messenger RNA from Macroventuria anomochaeta, 1508 nucleotides. RefSeq lists its product as uncharacterized. Gene Ontology annotation, molecular function: RNA binding. The record is from RefSeq and is a predicted model, not a curated record. The transcript is spliced from 3 exons. Lineage: Eukaryota; Fungi; Ascomycota; Dothideomycetes; Pleosporales; Didymellaceae. Bases 22 to 1329 code for a protein of 435 amino acids.
CACCAUUUUUACGAGCCCAUUAUGUCUAAGUCCGAGCUUCAAGAAGAGAAGAAGAGCCGCAAGAGGCAGGCGGAAGAGACCGCAGAGGCGCCAGUAAAGUCCAAGAAAUCCAAGAAAUCCAAGGACGUCGAAGCCGCCGAUGCGCCCGUAGAAGAGGUGAAAAAAGAGAAGAAGGAUAAGAAGGAUAAGAAGUCAAAAGACUCGAAAAAGUCCAAGAAGUCCAAGGACGUCGCAGAGGAUGUUACAGAGGGGGCUGCUGUGGAAGCUGCGCCUGCUGAGGAGAAAUCUGAGAAGAAGUCCAAAAAGUCGAAGAAGUCGAAGAAGCCCGAGGACAGCGCCGAACCUACUAAAGUCGAUGGAGAUGUCGCUAUGACCGAUGCGACCGCCGCGGUCGACGACUCAGCCUCGAAAGACGAAAAGAAAAAGUCUAAGAAGGAUAAAAAAGACAAAAAGGAGAAAAAGUCUAAAAAGUCCAAGACUGAGGCUGAGAGCGUGCCCAUAGAGGAGGCUGCUACAACGAAUGGCGCAACUGAGGACGUCGCUAUGGAGGACGGCGCCGAUGCAGAAGUGAAGAGCGAGAAGAAGUCCAAGAAGGAAAAGAAGGAUAAAUCUGACAAGAAAGAAAAGAAGGAGAAGAAAGAGAAGAAAGAGAAGAAGUCUAAGAAGGCAGCGGAACCUGAUGCCAAUGGCAGUGCUACAGCGACAGAAGAGCCUGCUGCUGAGACCAAUGGCAAUGCCGCGACAGAGGAGGCUGACGCCGGUGCUGAGGACGAGACUGAAGAGGCAGCGGGCAAGAAGGGCCGCUUCAUUGUCUUCGUCGGCAACCUUCCCUACACAGCUACCAAGGAGCAGAUCGAGGAGCACUUCGCCAAAAUCAAGCCAACCGAGAUCCGUCUGCGCACAUACAAGGGCACAAACAAAUUCAUGGGCACCUGCUUCGUCGAGUUCGACCGUUUCGACCGCAUGGAGACAGCUCUGAAGAAGUACCACCACUCCGUCUUCCCUGACGGCAAGAAGAAGGAAGGCCGUAAGAUCAACGUCGAGUUGAGUGCUGGCGGCGGCGGUAACAGCGAAGCAAGACGCGAGAAGAUUACAGCCAAGAACAACAAGCUGCACGACGAGCGUGCAAACGACCGCGAGAAGCGCGCUGAGCUCGAGAUGAAGCAGGCCGACCGCGCAGCUAAGAAGGGCAAGAAGGACGCGAAUGGCGAGGAGGAGGCUGCUGCUGAGCCUGACAACGGCGGUAUCCAUCCCGCUCGUCUUGCCAUGAUGGCUGGGAACGACCGCCCAUCGCGUCCGUCGUACCCUACGCACAGGCAGCGAUACUAGAUCUUUUUAUGAGAAGGAUUGAGGACUCGAAUACGCGAACCCCCAUCUCGCUAUAACUGCUUGGGUUGAGCACACGACGAGCUCUGCAUUGCAUGCCUAUCUGGAUAGAACGGAGCGUUUCCUUGUUGUUUGUUAGGACUUAUGGCCUUAGAAUACCAUAGCAUAGUACUAGACCUCAG